This is a messenger RNA of Scaptodrosophila lebanonensis, 1714 nucleotides long. Its product is annotated as fatty-acid amide hydrolase 2-A. Lineage: Eukaryota; Metazoa; Arthropoda; Insecta; Diptera; Drosophilidae. The transcript is spliced from 4 exons. The record is from RefSeq and is a predicted model, not a curated record. Bases 58 to 1659 code for a protein of 533 amino acids.
GAUCAGUUUGUCGGUGUCUUCCAUUGGCUUCGGUUCUGUGUGUGCGCGGCUGGCGAAAUGGAGAUUCUACUGCGUUUCAUUCUAAUUACAGUUAAAGUCGUCGCUUUGUGUAUUUAUCCGCUGCAAUGCGUUUUAGCAUACCUCCGCCCCCGUUCUGCCACCCGCUUGCCAUCCAUUCGCGAUCCUCUGCUGACGCUUAGCGUGCGUGAUUUGCGAAACAAGCUUAAAGCCCGCCAACUUAGUUCCGUAGAUCUGGUUAACGCUUAUAUAAAACGAAUUGAGGACGUAAAUCCGAAGCUGAAUGCUGUGGUCGAGGAUCGUUUUAAGACAGCACUACAGGAGGCUAGAUCUAUCGAUAAGCGCAUUUGGGAACACGCUGGGCACGCUGAUGAGCUAUUUAAGGAAUUUCCACUGCUAGGCAUGCCCUUCACCAUAAAGGAAUCCUGCGCACUGGCCGGCAUGUCCUUCGCCGUGGGAAGCACCGUCCGCAGCCAUAUUCGAGCAGAUGCCGAUGGAACUGUAGUCGCUCGACUGCGUGCCGCUGGGGCAAUUCCACUGCUGGUCUCUGCCACACCAGAAUACUGCUACAGCGUAGAGACAGACACAUUGCAGAAUAGACGCUGUUGCAAUCCCUAUGACUUGGAACGGUCAGCGGGUGGUUCUUCUGGUGGAGAGGGCGCUCUAAACGGUGCUGGUGCUUCAGUCUUUGGCGUAGGCUCUGAUAUUGGUGGUUCCAUACGCAUACCAAGCUUGAAUUGUGGGAUCUUCGGCCAUAAGCCCACUGGCGGUGUAGUCUCCACGACGGGUCAUUUUCCCACAUCCACCGACGAAGAUUUCAAGCAAUACCUACAGUUGGGUCCCAUGAGUCGCUUUGCAACCGAUCUCACAGAGUUGUUGGAGCUAAUGGUGGGUGAGAACCUCGACAAACUGCUGCCGGCCGUGCAACUGAACCGUGCUAAGGUAUACUACGCCAUGGGCUUUGAGGGGCUCAAUGGUCUGAUGCACCAAUCAGUGAAUGCGGACAUAAAGGGAGUCCUACGAAAGGGUCUGGACCAUCUUAAGAGUCUUGGCCUGCCUGUAAAGCACGCCCGGUUGCCGGGCAUGCAAAACUCAUUGGAAAUCGCGCUCUCGGGCAUUGCACGACUCGAGAACAUGUCGUAUCUCAUGAACAAGGAUGGCACAUUGGCGAAAACCUUGCUGGAGUUCCUUCGUAGCUUUCUGGGGUUAUCAAAACACACGACCAAUGCAUUAAUAUUCGAACUUAUGAGACGUGCUAACGCCUUCAUGCCCCUCCAGCAAGUAUCUAAAUAUCGGGAAGAAGCAUUGGCACUAACCGAAAAGUUCACUCAACUAUUGGGCAAGGACGGUGUCUUUAUUUUCCCCACAAUGCACAUGCCCGCCUCCUGCCCCAAAUGGUGGACGCUCCUACCUUUAUGGGGUGUUGAUUAUACCUUAAUUUGGAAUAUUCUCGGCCUGCCGGCGACUCACGUGCCCAUGGGCCUGAAUGCCAAGGGCUUACCAAUUGGAUUCUCGGUCAUUGCAGGCCCAUAUCAAGACCGGCUUUGCAUAAAUGUUGCCAUGGAACUGGAACGCGCCUUUGGAGGCUGGCAACCACCAACACCACACAAUUUUAACGAGCAGCAGCACGCACAAACAUAAUUGUCAAUAAAUAUUCUAUGCAUAGAUUAUGAAAUAAAGAAACCUUAAACAUGUA